This is a messenger RNA of Chenopodium quinoa (quinoa), 2093 nucleotides long. Its product is annotated as GDSL esterase/lipase 7-like. Bases 605 to 1714 code for a protein of 369 amino acids. NCBI's taxonomy places the organism in Eukaryota, Viridiplantae, Streptophyta, Magnoliopsida, Caryophyllales, Amaranthaceae. The record is from RefSeq and is a predicted model, not a curated record. The transcript has 5 exons. Gene Ontology annotation, molecular function: hydrolase activity, acting on ester bonds.
UACAGGGGAAUUAGAAAAAGAAAAUGCACGGAAACGUAAGAACUAAAAAGAUUAAGAAAAUAUAAACCCAGACAACGAACUAAAAGCCACGUUAUUCAGUAUUUAGUAGCUCUGCAUAAACUGCAGACGGAAACAGGGACGGCUCCAGAAUCACAACUGGAAACAGAGAUAUGAAGUGCAUUUACUCUGGUUUUAUCCAUCCCUGUAACCUCUGCCGAUGCCAUGACCCCAUAAUACGAGUAAAUUACUGCUACUCUCCUACUCGUAUGUUUAACAUAUUGAAUGCAGUUCAACUAAAAAAUUUGAAAAUGCAAUAAGUGAAAAAAAAAUAAUAAUAAUGUGGACCAAAACUCAUAAUCAUUUACCUGAACUGUAGUCAGAAUCCAAAGUUAAAAACACGGGGCACUGUAAAAAGGGAAAAAAACACAUCAUAAAUAGAAGUAAAUCAAUAACAACCAAGCUAUGACUUUACUGUUUUAUCCUUCAAGGGUAAUAACUCUGACCCCUUCGCUGCAGUUAUAAACAGCCAAGCAAUCGAGCAAAGUCUGCACUCUGCAAACUGAAACAAACACAUUCAUAUAGAGUGAGAGAGAGACGCAGAGAAAUGGAGAAGACGAGAGUAAUUUUUGCUGUCACAUUACUCUGCUUAUUAUUACCUGAGCUGAACGUGGUAACCAAUGCUCAAGAUGGUGCAGCAACUGAACCAAUCACCCCUGCUUUGUUCAUCUUUGGUGACUCCUUGAUUGACAAUGGAAACAACAACUACUUGUUCACGGCAGCAAAGGCCAAUUACUUCCCAUAUGGGAUAGACACCGGAGGUCCGUCAGGCCGGUUCAGCAACGGCCUAACUGUUGUAGAUUAUGGAGCGCGGUAUCUGGGAUUGCCAUAUAUACCACCGUUCUUCUCGAUAACAUCAUUCGGCAAGAAUAUCCUUAGAGGGAUCAACUACGCAUCAGCUGCAGCAGGGAUACUUGAUGAGACUGGGAGACAUUAUGGGCAGCGGACAUCCUUGAAUGGGCAGAUAUCACAAUUUCAGGAGACACUUUCGCUGAAAUUGCCACCGCUUUUCCAAAACCAAAAUGAGCUAAGCCAAUAUCUCGCAAAGUCGGUCUUUCUAAUCGACAUUGGAGGCAAUGACUACCUCAACAACUAUCUGCAACCUCAGAGAUAUGACAGCAGUCGUAUCUACGACGGGGAAUCCUACGCUGACCUCCUCAUGAAUACACUUACUUCCCAGAUAACAAGACUAUACAACCUCGGUGCCAGAAAAAUGGUGCUGGUUGGAUCGGGUCCCCUUGGAUGUAUACCUUCUUUCUUAUCUAAGUCAAGGGACAACGGCUGUGUAGAAAGCGUCAAUAAUUUGAUCAUUCCAUUCAAUAGUCGUCUAAUUCAAAUGACAAAUACACUGAACCAAAGCCUUCCAGGUUCUUACUUUGUCUAUCAGAAUAUUUACGAUCUCUUCAGCGACAUGACCCACAAUCCUUCUAAAUAUGGAUUUUCUGAAGCAACCAAAGCCUGCUGCGGGAAUGGAAGAGCGGGAGGGGAAGUUACCUGUCUUCCUUUGCAGCAACCAUGUCCAGACAGAAAUAAGUAUGUCUUCUGGGAUUCUUUCCACCCAACGCAAGCUGUAAAUGCGAUCAUAGCACGCAGAGGCUACAGCCAGUACGCCACUGACUGCAUUCCAAUCAGCAUCUAUCAGUUAGCACAACUAUAAGUUCAUGAAGCUCAAUGUAGUCACUCACUCCUAUAAACCCUCUCUAUCAUAGUAUUAUGUUAGCUUAUUAUUUAAGCAAGGAUUUUGCAUUGCAUUGUUCUCUUAUGUAAUAAAACAUUGAAGGGUAAUGCUAUACAUAGCCCUUAGGGCUAUAUAUAAGCAUUGAAUUUACUCUUGGAAAAUGUAUAAAGUUAGGAAUUCAUGACAAAAACACGCGCAAAUCGGUGUAAUUAGUGUGUUUUUGUCAUGAUUUUCUAAAUUUAAACAAUUUUCAAGAGUAAAUUAAAUGCUUAUAUGUAGCCUUUAGGGCUAUGUAUAGCAUUUUCCAACAUUGAAAGUAGAAAUGACACCAAAGCAAUCAUUACUUAUUUUGUCAUUA